AUGCACUAUGGAAAUGCACCAUAUGGUGCACCUGGAUUUAUGCAGCCCCCAGCAUUGCCAUUCAAACACCGUAGUCAUUCAGGGUGUGAUGAGAUGCCAAGCUCCAAUCCCAUAGAGUUGACGGAGGAUGUAACUCUCUUUCCCCAGUUAGAGCAAUGGCUAGCUGAUCUGGACGAUAGCCCUCAUGGUCUCAAUAACCAUGACUUUGCAUUGUUUUCACCUGAUUUCCUUCGAGAAAAGUACAUGCGUAUCUCUGACCUUGAUGGACUUACCAUGAAUGAGCUUCUGGAAAUAUGUGGAGGUAUAGCAAGAGGCAUAGCAAAGAAGGUUCUCGAGACUAUUACAACUAGUAGCCACAAUGUGCAAACCAUCCUUGUGUAUCUGCUUCAGUUACAGACCAAACAGCUUCAUUGA
Molecule: messenger RNA, 414 nt
Organism: Lentinula edodes (shiitake mushroom)
Lineage: Eukaryota; Fungi; Basidiomycota; Agaricomycetes; Agaricales; Omphalotaceae
Exons: 2
Coding region: 1-414 (137 amino acids)
Source: RefSeq, a predicted model, not a curated record